AAACCAUUUCGCCUUUACAGUUGGGGCACCUUAAGGCCAUUCCGAGGACUUUGCCUUGGGUCACAGAGCAAAGAUUUCUCCCAAGCAACUUGCCUUAAAAUAAGCAGGAACUUUCCAUCCUUUAGCAUUUUUAUCCAAGGAAGCUUUUAGAGGCACACCCAAACUACAUCUCUACAGGACACACCUAACUGCAUCUGACAAACGCAGUAUCUUUCUAAGCUUGUAUAUUUUGGUAACAAUUAGGUGUUCUAUGUAUAAUAAUCAACAAUCCUGUAACCGCCUUUCUUGUGGUCAGGCAUGUUAACAGAACAGAUACUGUGCAGAGGUUCCUGGACUCUUCCCCCUUUGAAAGACAGGAUAACUACUGACUGGUAGCUGCUUCACCAGUAACUUUCUGCAUUGCUUCUAUGGUGGACACAAAACACAGCUCAACAAGCCAGUUAAUGGAGUCUGUUUCAUGUAAAGAAUUUCCCUUGAGAAUGUAUUACUACACUGCAGUUUCAGCCUUGCUGACCCUCCAACCUCAGAGGGAGAGCCAGUUCUCAUCCUUAGGACCUAAAGCCCAAAGGGAUGUGAACGGAGUUGCUGGAGCAUGAACAACCCUUGAAAGCCAGUUUUGUAUGGCAUCUUUUUUCUCCAGGAGGAAAAAUGGCAUCAGCAGCAGUGGAUCCACAACCGAGCGUGGUGAUGAGGGUGGCCAACCUCCCCUUGGUGAGCUCUACCUACGACCUCGUGUCCUCCGCUUAUGUCAGUACAAAGGAUCAGUACCCAUAUUUGAGAUCCGUGUGUGAGAUGGCAGAGAAGGGUGUGAAGACCGUGACCUCUGUGGCUGUGACAAGUGCCCUGCCCAUUAUCCAGAAGCUGGAGCCUCAAAUUGCGGUUGCCAAUACCUAUGCCUGCAAAGGGCUAGACAGGAUGGAGGAAAGACUGCCCAUUCUGAACCAGCCAACAUCUGAGAUUGUUGCCAAUGCCAGAGGUGCUGUAACUGGAGCGAAGGAUGUAGUGACAACUACUAUGGCUGGAGCCAAGGAUUCUGUAGCCAGCACAGUCUCAGGGGUGGUGGAUAAGACCAAAGGAGCAGUUACUGGCAGCGUGGAAAGGACCAAGUCUGUGGUGAAUGGCAGCAUCAAUACGGUUUUGGGAAUGGUACAGCUUGUGAACAGUGGAGUAGAUAAUGCGAUUACCAAGUCGGAGCUGCUGGUAGACCAGUACUUCCCUCUCACUCAGAAGGAGCUGGAGAUGGAAGCAAAAAAGGUGGAAGGAUUUGAUAUGGUUCAAAAGCCGAGAUACUAUGAACGGCUGGAGUCCCUGUCCACCAAGCUCUGCUCUCGGGCCUAUCACCAGGCUCUAAUCAGGGUUAAAGAGGCCAAACAAAAGAGCCAGGAGACCAUUUCUCAGCUCCACUCCACUGUCAAUCUGAUUGAAUUCGCCAGGAAGAAUAUGCACAGUGCUAACCAGAAAAUUCAGGGUGCUCAGGAUAAGCUCUACGUCUCAUGGGUAGAGUGGAAGAGAAGCAUCGGCUAUGACGACACCGAUGAGUCCCACUGUGCUGAGCACAUCGAGUCACGUACUCUGGCUAUUGCCCGCAACCUGACCCAGCAGCUCCAGACUACAUGCCAGGCUGUCCUGGUCAACGCCCAAGGAUUACCACAGAACAUUCAAGAUCAGGCCAGACAAUUGGGGGUGAUGGCCGGCGACAUCUACUCAGUGUUCCGCAAUGCUGCCUCCUUUAAGGAAGUGUCUGAUGGCGUCCUCACUUCCAGCAAGGGGCAGCUGCAGAAAAUGAAGGAAUCCUUAGAUGAAGUUAUGGAUUACUUUGUUAACAACACACCUCUCAACUGGCUGGUAGGUCCCUUUUAUCCUCAGUCUACUGAGGUGGACAAGGCCAGCCUGAAGGUUCAGCAGUCUGAGCUCAAAGCUCAGUAAACCUGUCCUUGUCAUCAGUGCAUGAUGUUGCUGGCCAGGUGACACCUUUUGCUGUAUUGAAGUUAACCUGAUAGAUGGCU
Molecule: messenger RNA, 2006 nt
Organism: Mastomys coucha (southern multimammate mouse)
Lineage: Eukaryota; Metazoa; Chordata; Mammalia; Rodentia; Muridae
Product: perilipin-2
Exons: 9
Coding region: 649-1926 (425 amino acids)
Biological process (GO): positive regulation of triglyceride storage; lipid storage
Cellular component (GO): cytosol; lipid droplet
Source: RefSeq, a predicted model, not a curated record